Molecule: messenger RNA, 2558 nt
Organism: Dioscorea cayenensis subsp. rotundata (Guinea yam)
Lineage: Eukaryota; Viridiplantae; Streptophyta; Magnoliopsida; Dioscoreales; Dioscoreaceae
Product: guanylate-binding protein 4
Exons: 17
Coding region: 282-2096 (604 amino acids)
Molecular function (GO): GTP binding; GTPase activity
Source: RefSeq, a predicted model, not a curated record
CUUUCUCCCGGCCGUUUUCCCUAGUCUUCUUCUUUGCCUCCCUCUCUCUUCUUCCCUCGAGAUCAAGAACACCAUCGCUUUCCCUCGAGAUCCCUUCUCGUUCGUGCACGAAUCCACCUGCAAUCCCCUUCGACGCAUGAUUCCUUGCUUCCCUUGCUGUGCAUCGAGAUCUCUCUCCUCUCUCUAUGCCCUUGCUGAAGGUCCCUUCUCCUCUUCCCAAGCUUGCAGCUUCCGGGAUUUAACUUGAGGAUUUGUGAGAUCUGUUGGAAAAACGAGAGAAAAUGGGGUUCUUGAAGUGGGUUUCGGUGAUCUGUGUGAUUUUCUGUUGGGUUUUGGCUUCUGAGUCUUCUGCUGAGGAUGAGUUCCGACGCGCGUUUCCUAUUGUGGUACCUGAUCCUGGUCAUACAAAACUUCUAAUUGCUAGAGAAGGAUUGGAGGCUAUUCAAAGAAUUAAAACCCCAAUCGCCGCCAUUGCUGUUAUUGGUCCUUAUCGGUCAGGCAAAUCAUUUCUUCUUAAUCAACUUCUGUCUCUUUCUUGUGAUGAAGGUUUUGGUGUUGGGCAUAUGCGUGAUACAAAAACUAAAGGGAUAUGGGUCUGGGGAACCCCAGUAGAGCUAGUAAUUGAUGGGGUAAAAGUGUCUGUAUUGUACCUUGAUACUGAAGGUUUUGAGAGUGUUGGAAAAUCAAAUGUAUAUGAUGAUAGGAUUUUCGCGCUGGCAACUGUCUUGAGUUCUGUGCUUAUAUACAACCUGCCUGAAACGAUUCGUGAGGCUGAUAUAUCCCGGCUGUCUUUUGCUGUUGAAAUUGCAGAAGAAUUCUAUGGCAGAGUCAAGGGGCAAGAUGUUGCUUUUGAGCCUGCUAAGCUCUUGUGGCUUAUCCAACGUGAUUUCCUACAAGGAAAAUCUGUUCAAGAAAUGGUGGAUGAAGCACUCCAGCAGGUCCCUAAUCAUGGUGGAGAUAAAAAUAUUGAGCAGGUGAACCAGAUCCGCCGAUCCUUGGCUAUUAUGGGUGAAAAUAGUACAGCCUUUAGUCUACCCCAGCCUCAUCUUCAUAGGACAAAACUUUGUGAAAUGUUGGACAGUGAACUUGAGCCAUCGUAUGUGGAGAAAAGAGAAAAAUUGAAGCAAGUUGUUGCAUCUAUCAUUCAUCCAAAAGUUGUGCAGGGUAAACAUCUAAAUGGGCCGGAGUUUGUAUCUUUUCUGGAGCAGAUUCUGGAAGCCUUGAACAAAGGUGAAAUUCCAUCAACGGGUUCUCUUGUUGAGGUUUUCAAUAAGGGUAUUCUGGAGCGUUGCUUGAAAUUGUACAAUCAACAGAUGGAUACCUUGUUCCUACCACUGCCAGAGGACAAGCUGCAGCUUGCCCAUGAUGAGUCCAGCAAGCAAGUGAGGAAACUUUUUGAUGAGCAGCAUUUUGGUCACUAUCAUGCAGAGAAAUCUGUCGUAAAACUUGAUGAUGAAAUACAGAAGGCAUACAAAAGCUAUCUUUUAGCAAAUGAGUAUGAGUCAUCAAGGGUAUGUGAGAGGUUAUAUACAGAUUGUGAGGAUAAAAUGGAUCAGCUUCAAGUCUUAAGGCUUCCCUCAAUGGCAAAGUUCAAUGCUGGUUUUCUGCAAUGCAAUCAGAGUUUUGAAGAAGAUUGUGUUGGGCCUUCCAAAAAGAAUUAUGAACAGAGAAUGGCAAAGAUGCUUGGAAAGGGACGCAUUCUAUUCAUCAAGGAAUACAACCAGAGGCUUUUCAACUGGCUGGUCGCUUUCUCCCUUGUCAUGGUUGUGGUUGGGCGAUUUGUCAUCAAGUUCAUGUUGCUCGAAAUCGGUGCGUGGGUGAUGUUUAUCUUCUUGGAGACAUACACAAGGAUGUUCUGGUCUGCUGAAUCACUGUACUACAAUCCUGCUUGGCAUGCCAUUGUGACUACCUGGGAAACCAUUGUGUACAGCCGAUUCCUCGACUUGGAUAGAUGGGCAAUUCCCCUCAGCAUAUUGUUGGCAAUAUUUGUUUUCUAUUGGCGGUGUUACGGGCGAAGGAAACAUGGUUCUAUCUCUCUAUUGCCUCUAUACAAUAGUGCUCACAGAACCGGUGCCAAUCGGCCAAGAACAGAUUAGAGUAUUAAACUCAUUGCCAUUUAUUGCCAUUCCUCUCAAUUUGAUUUCUUUGCUGCACUCAGUGAGACCUCAAUCAAUCUGAUCACCAUGCAUCCAUUUGUGGGAUAGGGCCUUGUUUUUCUGUGCCCUUGCCUGUGGAUCACAUAUGCUCUCUGGACUGAAGGAUAGGGGUGAAAUUAUGACAAGCAUGAAGCAUCUAUCUUGUAAGGCUGGUUAAACGUAAGCAUUUCUUCAUCGUCGUCGUUUAUUGGAAGUGAUUGAUUCUUUAAGAAUAGAUUAUUAUCUACUAUUCUUUUGUUACUGAAGGAUUUGGUAUUCUGAUGGUAAUUGUAUACUUUACUUGCUAGACCUACUGGAUUUGGUAAUGCCAUCAAUGUCAGGUUGAUUUACAGUGUUUAACAUGGAUUGGAAAAAAAUAAAAAUAAAAAUUUCUUAUCAAUUAUUUUAUUUCUGGAUGUUGAA